AACAUACAACACAUAACACACCGGCUAAACCAUGAGUGUAAAAUAUUUUAGACUUCCCUAAUUUCUGAAACGAUCGUUGAAAUGAUUGGAUUUUUUAUACUUCCAAAAACUUGCAAACCACUUUUCUUAGGAUUAUUUAGACGUAUUUCAACUUCUGGCCCACCAUGGUCUGUCAUCUUUUUUGGCUCAGACAAUUUCGCCCUUUCUAGCUUGCAAAUGCUGCAUAAGGAAUUAAAAACUGGCGAGCAUAUAAAAAGCUUGUCAGUUGUCUGUGCCUACAUGAAGUGUCCUGUGGCUCAAUACAGUUUGAAAAACAAAAUCAACAUCAUACCCUGGAAACCACAAAAAAAUCAACUUCAAGGUGCUGACGUUGGGUUUGUCGUCUCAUUCGGCCACUUAAUCCCACAAUCUAUAAUUUCUUCGUUUCCUCUGGGAAUGGUAAAUGUGCAUGCUAGCUUAUUACCUCGAUGGAGAGGUGCUGCACCUAUCAUACACACUGUCCUCAACGCAGAGACCGAAACUGGAGUUACUCUCAUGAAAAUCAGACCUCAUAGAUUUGAUUGCGGCGAGAUUAUUGGCUCCUCCAAAUUAAAAAUUGGCCCUCAGGAGGACGCAGAAACCUUGACCCGUAGGUUGGCAAAUCUCGGUUCUGCAGAACUGCAGUCCUGCUUGAAAAGUUUAACUGAAAGACUAGGUCAAGCUAAACCUCAAACCGAAACUGGUGUUUCAUAUGCUCCGAAAGUUGACGCGAGCAUGUCUUGUUGCAAGUGGGCGGAAAUGACCGCCUCGCAACUCCAUCGCCGCCAUCUGGCUCUACACCACGUAUUUCCUCUCCACGCAGACUGGCAUGGGCAGACUGUGAAGUUCCUUGAAUGUGCCCCGAUGGAGAAGACCAGCAGCUCGGCACCAGGGUUCGUAGAUUUUUCCAAAAAACAUCGACAUCUUGAAGUGACGUGCAAUAAACAGAGUGUUUUGACGGUCAACCAGCUCAAAUUAUCUGGCAAAAAGGUCAUGUCCGCCAUGGACUUUGUUAAUGGAUUUUUAAAGAAAGUGCCCGUAGACUUAUGGAAGUUUGGAAAUGGCGAAUGCGGUUAACGCGUGAAGCAAUAAAUUAGUAGAUAUUAAUUUCAAUUGA
This is a messenger RNA of Cloeon dipterum, 1135 nucleotides long. RefSeq names its product methionyl-tRNA formyltransferase, mitochondrial. The record is from RefSeq and is a predicted model, not a curated record. Gene Ontology annotation, biological process: conversion of methionyl-tRNA to N-formyl-methionyl-tRNA; biosynthetic process. Gene Ontology annotation, cellular component: mitochondrion. The coding region runs from base 82 to 1095 and encodes 337 amino acids. Gene Ontology annotation, molecular function: methionyl-tRNA formyltransferase activity. The transcript has 5 exons. NCBI's taxonomy places the organism in Eukaryota, Metazoa, Arthropoda, Insecta, Ephemeroptera, Baetidae.